This is a messenger RNA of Colletotrichum graminicola M1.001, 807 nucleotides long. RefSeq lists its product as uncharacterized. NCBI's taxonomy places the organism in Eukaryota, Fungi, Ascomycota, Sordariomycetes, Glomerellales, Glomerellaceae. Bases 1 to 807 code for a protein of 268 amino acids. The transcript has a single exon. The record is from RefSeq and is a predicted model, not a curated record.
AUGUCUUCGUGCACUCCCACCUACCUCCCGUCACCGAACUGGGACAUCCCCGCCGACAGCAACAUCGUAGUCCUGGGCCGCCUAAUCAAAGACCCCAAGAACCCACAGAGCAAGGUCCCCCGUAGCAGCGACGACCCCAUCCCGCCACUCAAGAUUUACGAGGGGGAAAAGACGGACUGGCAAACGACCGUCGAGCGCACUCGCUCGGGCAGCAUCGGACUCUGGGCGAAAUGCCUGCAGUUUGUCGGCGGACAACUGAGCUUCGGCCAACUCAAGUCGGCAAUGGAAGACCACAGGUUCGCCAGUCUGGAGACAAAGUAUUUCCUGCCAGACGAUGACUAUCUCGCCCAGGCGCUCGAAGAUGCAGGCGUGCAGGCGUAUUUUCACGUGAACAACCACCGGAAGCCCGUUUACAUGAUCACCGGGAUCAAGAUCGCGCGGGGGGCCAGCGUCAGCGCCGAGAGCAGCACUGAGAGGUUGGUGCAGGCUGAGGUGAAGGCAGACGUGACGAGCGUGGGGGCGCCCGUCGAGGUAGGACCCGAGAUAAGCUGGGAGUCGUUGAAGAAGAGAGGGGUCUCGUACGGCGGGUCGACCGACUACAUCUUUGCCUACCAGCUGAUGAGGAUGAAGCCGAAGAAAGGAGGCAGGGAAUCAAAGAACCAGAGCUAUGUGAAGGGUGCAUUGUAUGGGAAACGUGAGGAGGGUGAUGCAACGGAAGUCAAGCUUCGGGACGUUUUUGAGAUUGAGGAGGAGGCCAGUCACGGGUUCCCCGACACUUGGGAGCAGGUUGAUGAGGAUGAGGUCUGA